Sinocyclocheilus grahami is the source of this 609-nucleotide messenger RNA. RefSeq names its product mitogen-activated protein kinase 4-like. The transcript has a single exon. NCBI's taxonomy places the organism in Eukaryota, Metazoa, Chordata, Actinopteri, Cypriniformes, Cyprinidae. Gene Ontology annotation, biological process: protein phosphorylation. The coding region runs from base 92 to 559 and encodes 155 amino acids. The record is from RefSeq and is a predicted model, not a curated record. Gene Ontology annotation, molecular function: ATP binding; MAP kinase activity.
UCUGCGUCCUCUUGGCACGGGAGCGUCUGGCCUUGUCCUCUCUGCGGUGGACAGGCGCAGCGGCCUGCGUGUGGCGGUCAAGAAGCUGGUCAUGCGAGAUGCCGUCAGCGUAAAACACGCUCUGAGAGAGGUGAAGAUCACCCGCCGCCUGCAGCAUGAGAACAUCAUCCGGGUGUAUGACUUGUUGGGGCCGUCCGGUCACCCUUUACCACGUGACCUGACCCAUGUGUCAGCAAUAUACAUUGUGCAAGAGUGUAUGAAAACUGACCUGGCACGGUUACUGGAGCAAGGGCCGUUGCCAGCCGAACACGCCACCCUGCUCUUUUAUCAGCUGCUUCGCGGGCUCAAGUUCAUCCACUCGGCCAACGUGCUGCACCGUGACCUCAAGCCAGCGAACAUCUUUAUCAACACUGAGCAAAUGCUGCUGAAGAUUGGAGACUUCGGUCUGGCUCGCAUUGUCGACCCACAUUACUCACACAAGGUAAGAGUCACAGCAGCAGGGCAGGUGUCACUGCGGCACGUACAGCUUCACUCACAAGGAGGAAUAGCACGCAUAUAAAUAGGUACAGAAAUAAUACAGUUGUUCCUAAUAGAAGUAUACAUUCCAAC